GCCAUAAGUCAUAAUAUGUCAGUGCGCCGCUCUGCCUUUUGAGGUGCAGGCGCAUUGUACAUAUUAGUAGAGGUCGCGGUGAAAUUAAACAUUUCUUAAAUUUUAAUUCUUUCAUCAUCGUAUUAAGUAAUUAUCAAAAUGUGGAAAUUUGUAGCUCGUGGUAUUCGUGAAACUCUCGAACGGCGUACGUGUCGUACAAAUGUUUAUUCGCAAACGUCGCAAGAUAGCAACGCAAAAAAUGAGGUUAAAACUAAUUUGACAUGUAAUCAUAAGUUUCUGGCACCAAGCUUUUCGAUUUUUAAUAAAGAAUGUUGUGGAUCAGCGAAAACUGAUGGUGCUAAAGGGAAGGAUCAUGAUUCCAAAUGGAAUACAAAGUACUCUUGGUCUGACGCCGUCGGAUGGACCAGUGUAUUAGCUGUUGGAUGGGUAGUAUGCCAAACGUUGUGUCUUCGUAGAAGACUUUUCGAGAAAGAAAAAUGUGAUUUUUUAAAAAGCAAACUAUCUCAAUUUUCUGACACACAAAUUACCUACUUGUUUGGUCAAGUAUUAAAUUUAAAGCCAAAGCAUAUUCUACCUGUUACUAAUUGUGUUGGAAAUAAUAACAAAAAACACAUACAAGAGGAUGCAGAAACAGAGUGGGAAGCUGACAAACCAUUUGGACCUAUCACCAUUGAAGAGGCUCUCAAAGAAGCUACAGAAGAGUUUGCUAAUGCUCAUAAAAUAGCUAUGGGUGAAUUUGAACUUCGUUAUGGUCUAAAAGCUUUAGAAGAAAAACGUUACAAAGAUGCAAUAAAACAUUUUACUACUGGUGCCAAGUUAUCAUCUACUGCUAGUAUGUUUAAUUUAGGUUUGUGUUAUGAAUUAGGGCUUGGAACACUAGUUGAUCAAGCAAAGGCUGCAAAAUAUUACAAUGACGCAGCAGAACGUGGUCAUGCGGAUGCCAUCUAUAAUUUAGGAGUUUUCUAUGCUCAAGGCAGAGGUGGUCUUUCAAUAGAUGUUGGGAGAGCUCGUAGUUAUUUUACUAAAGCGGCAAAGUUAGGUCAAAGUCAAGCACAGUAUGCAUUAGAUUUAGACAAACAUUAUUAUCAAUUUGAAGAAAAAGAAAAUAAUACAAUGUACUCAGAUAAAUGUGAAAGUACUGUGAACUACAUACAAAAUAGCAAGAACGUGAAUCAUAUUCUUCAGAAGUUAAUUAAUUAUAAUAAUACGUUAAAUACACAUUUGCGAAUAGAAUCUUUAGAAAAUCCUGAUUGUAAUCAAACUGAAAUAGGAAUUAAAAGUCCAACAGACAUGUUUCUAGAUAUACUUGGUUUGAAUGAGCCUACUAUAUUGCCUGUAUCAGUGGGUUCAAACUGUAGUGUGCCAUGUUAAAGUGCAGGACACAAUUGAAAGUGAAAAUACGAUGUCCAUUACACGUGUAAAAGUCUAUGUAGAGUAGACUCUUCUUUUUUUUUAAUAACAUUUCUGUCGAUUAUAUAAUUAUGAUUUAUCAAGGUUUAAUAAUAAAAAUAAAACCUAUAUUUCGUAUUCUCACUUCUACAAUUAUUAAUCAUAUAGUAAGAUCUAUUCAGUACACACAGUAUUUUUACAAAAAUAUUUAUUGUUUUGUAUAAUAUACUUGUAAAUAAUUGCUUUUAAAAAUAUUGAUGAUGAUGUCUUUGACAUAUUAUUAUCUUUGAUGAGAUAUAUAAUUGGAGGAAAGGUACCAAGUUUGUAAUAGUGACUUAAAUUGAUACAAUUCCAAAUUAAAUUGGAUUGUAUCUAUGAUGAAUACGUAGAUUAUGUAUAAAUGUAUAAAUAUAUUUCUCAUAGAAUAGAUGAUCGAUUACUACUACUUUAUGUGAUAUAUAGACAUGACUUGUGCAACAAAUGAAAUGUGUCACAUUUCUUUGAAAGUUAUAUUAUUCAUUCUUUUUUAUAAUACACUUCAUUAUUUUUUAUAAAGCAUAUAAAUUGUUCUCACAUUCAUAAAAUAUAUAUUGUGUACGUAUAAACGUUUUUAAUUAAUUUUUUGUAAAUACCAGUAUAAAAAUAAAAUUUUCUUUAACAAGUA
Messenger RNA from Hylaeus anthracinus, 2053 nucleotides. RefSeq lists its product as uncharacterized. The record is from RefSeq and is a predicted model, not a curated record. Gene Ontology annotation, molecular function: protein binding. The coding region runs from base 139 to 1371 and encodes 410 amino acids. NCBI's taxonomy places the organism in Eukaryota, Metazoa, Arthropoda, Insecta, Hymenoptera, Colletidae. The transcript has 4 exons.